AUGCGAGACAAUGGACCAGAACAUCAAGAUCUGUUAGAAAUAAUUGUGGUUCAAGCUUUGGAUAAUGAGAACGAUCCUGUGGCUUUGUUGCCUCCUGGAAAUUAUGGGCAGUUUGUGUUUCGUAUUCAAUUAGAUGCGUCCAACAGUCUGAGAGAAUAAAUG
Molecule: messenger RNA, 162 nt
Organism: Meloidogyne enterolobii
Lineage: Eukaryota; Metazoa; Nematoda; Chromadorea; Rhabditida; Meloidogynidae
Source: the annotation of a GenBank genome assembly